This is a messenger RNA of Ziziphus jujuba (common jujube), 1318 nucleotides long. RefSeq lists its product as uncharacterized. The record is from RefSeq and is a predicted model, not a curated record. The transcript has 2 exons. The coding region runs from base 382 to 1290 and encodes 302 amino acids. NCBI's taxonomy places the organism in Eukaryota, Viridiplantae, Streptophyta, Magnoliopsida, Rosales, Rhamnaceae.
GAGUGAAAGUCCAAUUAUAAUAGCAAAUUCAAUUCUAAUACUAAUACCACUUUCAACUUUUACUCUUAGUCAAAUAAUAAUAAUAAUAAUAAUAAUAAUCAAGAAGAAGGAAAUAAAGAAACUUCUUCACACUUUUACACGGCAUAGAACAACGACAUUGCAAUUCUCCAUUCUAUAUAUGGAAUAAACUAAGGCUGAAGGUUUUUUUUCCCAGGUGUUCAAGUUACACCCAACAAAGAAAGAGAUAGAGCAGGUUAGCCUAAUCACUUUAAAGAUGGAGCAGUUGGCAUAAAAAAGAGUUAGUUGCAACUUCUCUGAUCCACUUCCUUGCCCUCUUUAUAAAGGAACGAAUGACAGCAACAAAAUUGCAUCAAAUCCAAAAUGGUACUGAAGGCAUUGAUAGUAAACUCAAACAAGAAGCAGGUUAGAGAACCACCUUCAGUUCCAUUUCUCUGGGAAGAAAAGCCGGGCAUACCCAAAAAGGACUGGAAACCAGGAGUUUCUUCAGUAAGUUCAGUUCCAAUCCCUCCAGUCAAGCUUAUUGCCUCGGUCCCAUUCGAAUGGGAAGAAAAGCCAGGAACACCACUACCCAUUUUCUCACAACAGCCAUUUAUAUCAGUAGUGCCGCCACUGUCAAAGCCACCCCCUUUGCCUGCACCUCCAAUGUACUAUCAGAGCAUGCAUGAGAAUGAGGACACUGAUGGUGAUGGUGACGAUAAAGAAAUAUUUGGUAACGAAACAGAAGAUUCAUUUCGUUCAGCUCCUUCUCUCCUAGCAAAUGGCCUUGUUUCAUCAGUGGCAAUUUCCACUGAUGUUCCGGCAAAGAAAAUUUCUUCAGCCGAAGAAAACAGUGGUCCUGUGGAAACGACACCAUCCUCACCGGCAUCAGAAACAGGCAGCAGCACAAGCAGCUAUGCAACUGGAGUCUCCAGCCUGGUGGGGAGCUCCUUCUUGGAAUGCCUCUUUCCAUUGUUUCCACCCCAGUCAGGAUUCCUUGAAAAGGUUGGGCAUCCAGAGGGCUCUCUUACUCCACUAGAACAAAAGAGUAGACAUUUUGAACAGGAAAACAAUGGUAUCACAGUGAGGAGGCCACCUACGUUAGGAGAGCUGAUAAUGAUGAGCAGAAGGAGAAGUUACAGAAGAAAGGCCAUUCAGAUGAGAAAACAGAAACUAACAAUGGAAAUCAUGAAGAGUAGAGCUUUUGGAUGCUGCAUCUUUGGAACUGGCAGCAGGAUUGUAGAAGAAUUGCAUAGAAAGAGGAAGGAGUUGGCAAGAAUGAAACUACUGUAGUAUUACAGAACUCCCUUGAGGUUGAACG